Molecule: messenger RNA, 974 nt
Organism: Neurospora tetrasperma FGSC 2508
Lineage: Eukaryota; Fungi; Ascomycota; Sordariomycetes; Sordariales; Sordariaceae
Exons: 4
Coding region: 78-695 (205 amino acids)
Molecular function (GO): NAD(P)H dehydrogenase (quinone) activity; FMN binding
Source: RefSeq, a predicted model, not a curated record
CCCACAAGAACGUCUGCUUUUUCAUACCAUACACUAAUAUACCCAACACUCAUACCUAAUUAAUAUCCUUAAUCAAGAUGGCGCCCAAGAUCGCGAUUGUUUAUUACUCUAUGUACGGCCACAUCAGGCAGCUUGCUGAGGCUGCCAAGGCUGGCAUUGAGAAGGCCGGUGGCACCGCCGACCUCUACCAAGUCCCCGAGACCCUCUCCGACGAGGUCCUCGCCAAGAUGUACGCCCCGCCCAAGCCCACCGACAUCCCCGUCAUUGAGGACCCUGCGAUCCUCAAGGAGUACGAUGGCUUCCUCUUCGGCAUCCCCACCAGAUACGGCAACUUCCCCGCCCAGUGGAGGGCCUUCUGGGACAAGACCGGUGGGCUCUGGGCCACCGGCGGUCUCUACGGCAAGGCGGCCGGUCUCUUCAUCUCCACAGCUGGUCUCGGCGGUGGCCAGGAGUCGACUGCCAUUGCGGCCAUGAGCACCCUCGCCCACCACGGCAUCAUCUAUGUGCCUCUCGGCUACGCCAAGGUGUUCGGUGAGCUGUCCGACCUCUCGGCGGUCCACGGCGGCAGCCCUUGGGGCUCUGGCACCCUUUCCGGUGGUGAUGGCAGCAGGCAGCCCAGCGAGAGCGAGUUGAAGGUUGCGGGCAUUCAGGGCGAGGAGUUCUACAACACCUUGUCCAAGCUUACCGGUGCGUGAGAAACUGCAACUGGCUCGAAGAAGGCGAAGACAAGUGACACUGGCGCGAAAGCAACUGCUGUUGCUGCCAAUCAAACAGCUUCGCAGCCCAAGCCGGCGCCGCAGCAGAAGAAGGAACCCGUGAAGCAAGAACAGCAACCUACUAAGCAGAAGGAAACCAAAGAAGGGCCUUGCGGAUUGCCGUCCAAAUGCGUCAUCCUUUGAAAUUUGACAGUUUAGCAUGCAAUUGAUACCAAGUCAAGACAGUCAACAGUUAAUUUGUCCCACUCCUUGUUUUGU